Molecule: messenger RNA, 3445 nt
Organism: Oncorhynchus nerka (sockeye salmon)
Lineage: Eukaryota; Metazoa; Chordata; Actinopteri; Salmoniformes; Salmonidae
Product: zinc finger protein ZFP2-like
Exons: 6
Coding region: 297-2537 (746 amino acids)
Biological process (GO): regulation of transcription by RNA polymerase II
Molecular function (GO): DNA-binding transcription factor activity; RNA polymerase II cis-regulatory region sequence-specific DNA binding
Source: RefSeq, a predicted model, not a curated record
UCAGGUGAUGCUUCUUGCGUGACGUAUAAUGGACUGGACGGGACGCUUCUUCAGGAACAACAACACGGAUACUAUUUCAACCACGUCGGUAGCUUGCUAGCCAACAUAAAACUGAAAUAUUGACGUUUUAGGCCAUGUUAAUGUACAUUAGCUAAUCGCAGUGUAUAAAACACAUUUCAGUUGACGUUAACUUUAACCUAAUUUGCUUGUUCGAGUUGCAAAUGUGUUAAAGAUUGAUACUGAGCCUAGCACUAGGCUAUUCGCUAAUGCUAACUAGCUAGCUAACAUCCCUGACCAUGAGCUCAUUAAACUACUCAUCCCCUGCUAAAGAAGUGGAUGUCUGCUGUCCGGAGAAAGAAGCUCUGGCGCUGAAUAUAGUCGUGAAAGAUGAAGAGGAGGAUAUUACAGUGAAAGGAGAGAAAGAACCUUUCAGAAUGGAAGAGGAGGCUGUUAUAGGGAAAGAAGAGAAAGCAUCCUCUUCCUCUCUAAAAUGUUCUAUCUCAGUAAAGGUGAAGGAGGAAGACGUUUUGGGAGUGAAAGAGGAGGAGACAGAAUAUCAGAUUAACACCAGAGAGAGACAUGACUAUCGUGGAUCCUCUGGGGAGCCUCAACAACAUCCUGAUGCUGACGAGACAGAGAAGAGUCUCUCCAGAUCAGAACACCAGAUGGACAACGCUAGCCCUUCCUCCCUCCCGGAGUCCCCGUGUGGUGCCUCUCCCGGUAGCACCUUACUGCUGGGUAUGAAGAGGUUGUCUGUGCUGCUGGUGGACUGCAGGAAAACAAUGGGGCUGAGUGGAACUGUGAGAGGAGGAGAAGAGAAGAAAGGAUCAGAUUUGACUCAUCAAAGAGAGAGACAUGACUAUGGUGGAUCCUCUGGGGAGCUUCAACAACAUCCUGAUGCUGACGAGGCAGAGAAGAGUCUCUCCAGAUCAGAACACCAGAUGGACAACGCUAGCCCUUCCUCCCUCCCGGAGUCCCUGUAUCGUGCCUCUCCUGGUAGCACCUUACUGCUGGGUAUGAAGAGGUUGUCUGUGCUGCUGGUGGACUGCAGGAAAACAACGGGGCUGAGUGGAACUGUGAGAGGAGGAGAAGAGAAGAAAGGAUCAGAUUUGACACAUCAAAGAGAAAGACCAGACUCAGAGGAACCAGAGCCAGGGACGUCCAAACCAGCAAGACGACACCAGUGCUCCCAGUGUGGACAGUGUUUCAACCAGAAAGCACAACUGAAACAACAUGAGAGGAUACACACAGGGGAGAAGCCUUACCACUGCUUCCAAUGUGGAAAGUGUUUCGGCCGUUCGGGGGCGCUGAAACAACAUGAGAGUAUACACACAGGAAAGAAGCCUUACCACUGCUCCCAAUGUGGAAAGUGUUUCGCCCGUUCGGGGGAGCUGAAAGAACACGAGAGAAUACACACCGGAGAGAAGCCGUACCACUGCUCCCAAUGUGGAAAGUGUUUCACCCGGUCGGGGAAGCUGAAAGAACAUGAGAGAAUACACACAGGAGAGAAGCCGUACCACUGCUCCCAAUGUGGAAAGUGUUUCGCCAGUUCGGGGGAGCUGAAACUACACGAGAGAAUACACACAGGAGAGAAGCCUUACCACUGCUCCCAAUGUGGAAAGUGUUUUGUCCGUUCCGGGGACCUGAAACAACAUGAGAGAAGACACACAGGAGAGAAGCCGUACCACUGCUCCCAAUGUGGAAAGUGUUUCGCCCGUUCGGGGGAGCUGAAACUACACGAGAGAAUACACACGGGAGAGAAGCCUUACCGCUGCUCCCAGUGUGGAAAGUGUUUCACCCGGUUGGGGAAGCUGAAAGAACAUGAGAGAAUACACACCGGAGAGAAGCCGUACCACUGCUCCCAAUGUGGAAAGUGCUUCACCCGGUCGGGGAAGCUGAAAGAACACGAGAGAAUACACACAGGAGAGAAGCCGUACCACUGCUCCCAAUGUGGAAAGUGUUUCGCCCGUUCGGGGGAGCUGAAACUACACGAUAGAAUACACACAGGAAAGAAGCCUUACCACUGCUCCCAAUGUGGAAAGUGUUUCGUCCGUUCAGGGGACCUGAAACAACAUGAGAAAAUACACACAGGAGAGAAGCCUUACCACUGCUCCCAAUGUGGAAAGUGUUUCAAGCGGUCGGGGGAGCUGAAACAACAUGAGAGAAUACACACAGGAGAGAAGCCUUACCACUGCUCCCAAUGUGGAAAGUGUUUCGUCCGUUCAGGGGACCUGAAACAACAUGAGAAAAUACACACAGGAGAGAAGCCUUACCACUGCUCCCAAUGUGGAAAGUGUUUCAAGCAGUCGGGGGAGCUGAAACAACAUGAGAGAAUACACACAGGAGAGAAGCCUUACCACUGCUCCCAAUGUGGAAAGUGUUUCAACCGGAGAGGAAACUUGAAACAACAUGAGAGAAUACACACAGGAGAGAAGCCUUACCACUGCUCCCAGUGUGGAAAGUGUUUCAACCAUUCGGGGAUGCUGAAACAACAUGAGAGAAUACACACAGGAGAAAAUUCUUACCACUGCUCCUAGUGUGGAAAGUCUUUCAACCGGAUAGGAAACCUGAAACAACAUGAGAGAAUACACACAGGAGAGAACUCUUACCACUCCUCCCAGGGUGCAAAGCUUUUGCCCAUUUAGGAAGCCUGAAAGAACACAUUAGACUGCACACAGAGGAGAAGGAGAAAAGAAGAAAAGCUCAGACUGUGACUCAUAACAGUCAUUUAAACGUCAUUAGAGAAUGCACACAGGACAGAGAAAUUACUUCUCUUAGCGUGUAUAUUUAUAUACAUCACAUUGACUUAAAAUUCAUCAGAGAACAUACACAGUGCUCCCGUUGUCUUAUAUUGUUGACUGACAAUGUGUUUACCUGUCUUUACCAUAUGUAAUUAAAUGGUACAGGGUAUACUCAAACAUAUAUUUGUUUGUUUUUAUUAGAAAACAUGAAUUGAAUAUGGAGUCUGUCAUUUUGAAUAUAAAGAAGAUCAGGUUCCUUCUUUUAAACUGUCCUUUUUUAAACUCUUUGUGUGUGUUUAUCUGGGUGUGUCAUUCCUCCAGCACUACAGAUAAUCAAGUGAUAUUUGGAUGUGAUGCAUUAGUUCCAUUGUUGACAUUUGCAUUGUAGCCCACUGAUGAUUUAAUGAAAUGAAAAUGUUCAGACUCUGUAAUGGAAAAUGUUAAUUGUUUGUGUGUCCACAUAACUGAGUAUGUGACUAACCUUGUGAAACUGUCCUAUUAUAAGCUCCUGUUCUUGGGAGUAUCAUCCUGUGUUGCAAACCAAUUUGCACCUGUGUCCUUGUAUGAAUAAAGUCCCGCCCAGGAACAGGAAACUAUAAAGAUAUUUGCUAAUCACUCAAUGCUUCAGGAAUUCAGACUGUCUACACUGCGCUGUGUAACUCUGUUAUUCUCUCUGAGCUCAGAAAUAAAGAAUCUUGGUUUGA